AUGGCAGGCACGCUCCUCCCAGGAAUAACUGGGCCCACACAGCUCCUGGAGAACGGCUGCGAGGGCUCGUUCCUCCUCGCGGCAUCACCUGGCAGGAGGUAUGCUGCCUUGGGGGAUCUGUGCUGCCAAGAGGAGGAGUUACAGGAGGAAGUGAGCAGGCUGUGCAGCAUCAGGGAAGAGGAAAGGGAGAUAGACGGGAUCUUCUCUGAGACUCAACAGCUUGAAGAGCCACCACCCCCAGAGAAGCUGGCAGUGUCCACCCCUAAUAUGAAGGAGGAGGCACGGAAAUCCGAGACGGCUAAGAAAAUGGGUACAGCCGACCCGGAGGAAAGUGCAUUAAUUGACUGGUUGGUCUUCAGUCUGGCGGUAGUUGUGGGCUCCCUCCAGAGACUCCUCAGCACAGGCAUCUCCACCCUGAAAGAAGUCAUCACCUUGAAAAAGAAGAGGCUCUUCACGAUCCUGAUCUUGAUGACCCUAGGGGCUCUUGGUCAGUAUUCGCCUCCUACCAGCGGAGGCACAGAGGCACGGAGUGCGAGCUUCAGUGUGAGGGAGUGGAGCUGCUCACGCCUGCUGCGGGACCUUGAUGCUGAUGUGGACGCUGUGGACAAAGGAUGUACCACAGGCUUGGAGGCUCCGGGAGGGGCUGGGCAGCUCUCUGACAAGAUCUGCUUUCCCGGUGUCUGCAGGAACACGCUCGCUCUGUGGGGGGAACAAUCGCAACAGACGCAACAGCUGAGGGAUGAGGUGGCACGCCUGGCUGCAGAGAUCGGCACUAUGAAGAAGGAAGUUCAGCAAAUGAGGGAGGCAGUGUCUGCAACCACACAGAUGUCUGACUGGGCUUUGAAAAGUGCAGGGGCUGCCAUCGACCUGCACAGAUCAUCCAGCAGCUCUGCAUGGCUCUGCAGGGUGUUUUGGUUCCUGUGUGCUCCACACGUUCUGGAUACCUUUGUGCAGACGGAUGCUUCCCCGGGAUAUUGCUGGCCUUUCCAAGGGUCUGGGAGUGAGGUGCUAAUCCGGUUGCCUGCACAAGUACGACCAACGGCCGUCACCGUACAGCACGCCUCCAAGAUAGCCUCUCCGCUGGAGACUGUCAGUAGCGCUCCCCGAGAUUUCACGGUCUCUGGACUGGAUGAGGAAGGCGAGGAUGAAACUCUGCUGGGGACAUUCACCUACGCCGUGCACAAAGAGCCCACCCAGACCUUCCCUCUGCAGAAUGGGAACCCCAGAGCCUUUCGGUUUUUGAAACUUGGCAUACAGAGCAACUGGGGAAAACCAGGAUACACCUGCAUUUAUCGCGUGCAGGUGCAUGGGAAGAUCGUGGGAUCGAGUGCCAUCGGCCAGACACGUGUGGAGACCCUCCCUCACUAA
Molecule: messenger RNA, 1368 nt
Organism: Gavia stellata (red-throated loon)
Lineage: Eukaryota; Metazoa; Chordata; Aves; Gaviiformes; Gaviidae
Product: SUN domain-containing protein 2-like
Exons: 12
Coding region: 1-1368 (455 amino acids)
Biological process (GO): nuclear envelope organization
Cellular component (GO): nuclear envelope; meiotic nuclear membrane microtubule tethering complex
Molecular function (GO): protein-membrane adaptor activity
Source: RefSeq, a predicted model, not a curated record